UAUGGCGUGGCUCAUUAAGCUUACUUGCUAUUCCGAUUUCAGAAGGGUGUGGUUUCAUUCUAUCCUGUGUAUGUCUGUCUUUUCUAUCCUACGUAUCUGCCCUUUCUAACACUACAAAACACAACUAAUCAUCCAAGCAUCAAUCAAUCAUGAAGGAACUGGGCCAUCUCAAACUCGUUCACUUUUUUGUCUCAGCCACCUUCGGUGCCAUCAUACCAUACCUACCGGUGUUGUUUAUCUGCAGUGGGGUCGGUUUUCUCAAAAGUGGUAUUCUCCUUUCGCUCCCGCCACUGAUUGGGUUAGUGUCGCGACCCCUUUUGAUGUCGAUGAUUGAAAAAUUUGCGUUUUUCAAACCAAGUUUGGUCAUCGGAAUAGCACUGAACACAUUCGUACUGCUUUUACUUCAAACCAUUCACUCUGAUAUGCAAUGUUUUGAAACUCCUUCGACGACUAAAGUUCAGGGACUAAGUGAUAAGUUUUGCUACUUGCAAACUGGGGACGAAAACUUGAGUUGUAAUUACAACUUCAGUGUUAUUUCGGACAGAAGCCAAGAUCCUAAUUACAACAAUCGAGUUAAUUUGAACUGCUGUUUUUACAGCAAGAAAGUUCCAAGUGGUAACCAAAAAUUACAAGACCAAUGCUUUGCGCCAUCAACCAAUAAUAUUAGCGGGUUAUUCUAUCCAAUUGAGAGUCAGCAAAUUUCAUGCAAAAGAUGCAGCGAUGUUUUCUCCGAUGAUCAAAUUGUUUUCUCCGAUAUCCAAAACAAAACUUGCGAUCGCCAAACCAAAGCAACCAAUCAGAAUCACUCAAAUCCAUUCACGCAGUAUGCGGUUAUAAUGACAGCCUACAGUGUUUAUUCAUGCAUCAUAUUACCAGUUUUGGACACUUUGUCGAUGCAAUAUUGUAGAAAUUUACCUGACUCUGAUUUCAAUAUGCAGAAACUAUGGGCAACCGCUGGUUUUGGUGGAGCCGCAUUUUUAUCCUCAAUUCUUCUUUCAUUCUCAGAAUACGUUAAAUCAUUAUCUAUCUUCAAUGGGUUUGCGCCAUUCAUACCAUUUUCAGUGUUUUCAAUCAUCUGCUUAAUCUUGACAAGCUACUUCAAGUUUCCACAACCUACACCUACGGCACAACUGAAUUUCGGCCUGAACACUCUAAUACAAAGUGGAGAGUCUCUGGUCUUCGUAAUCGUGAUGACGAUUCUCGGAUGCUUACAAGGCAUGCACAGCGUUUUCUUCGUCCUGUACCUACUGCAGCUAGACGCAUAUUUUAUUUAUAUAGGCAUUGCAUUUAGCAUGUAUGCGUUGCUGGAUCUAGUUUUAUACUUCAGUCGUAGAAAGUUAGUUUCGUUAUUGGGACCAAGGGCGGUUAUUUACUUCGCGCUCUCAACUUACUUCGUCCGGUUUUAUCUAUACAGCUGGGCAUCGAAUGCUCUUAUUAUUUUGCCAGUCGAAUUAUUGCACGCUAUUUGUUUUUCGGCAAUGUGGUACGCGUCAAUUGACAUGGCGUCCCAAAUUGCGCCUAUGGGAUUGAGCGCCGCGUUUCAAUCAAUGGUUUCAAACUCCUAUUGGCACGUCGGAGUUGGAUUAGGAGCUGUGAUUGGUGGAUUUCUGUACGAGGAAUUCGGUUGUACAGUUCUGUGGAGAUCAGCAGCUUUUGCAGCGCUGGGAACUGGAAUAUUAUACGUUAUUUUUACUCAUAUAUUGCAACCGUUCUUGUCAGGACGAGGAUGCUUCCCGGCUUCAGUUGCGGCGGAUACUCAAGAUUUUUUUGAAGAUGACCUCGAUGACCUUUUGGACAAUGACAUUGCACCGUUCCAGAACUUCACUUCAGACGAAGAGUACCUGAUAUUGGACGCUCCUGGAGACUACUCAAUUGUAAACAGCAAAGGGGAGAAGUUUGUCACUCCGGAAAGAGAUCCCACGGGUGAAACUAUUGCGGCUGCAAACAGAGGUCAGCUGAAUCAAACACUGAAUGCAGCGGGUCGCCAGAGUCAAGCGCCGCCUGGCAAUGGGCUAAUCGUUAACAGGGACGAUAGAUUUACAAUUGAAGAUAUAAAUGUCUAAAAAUAUGAAUUUUUAAAAUUGUUUUGCAGUAUAUGCGAAUUUUAUGUGCUAAUUUCCUGUGCAACUAGAUUUAAUUAAAGGGCAAUAUUUAUGUAGAUGUUAAGUUGUUUUAUUUGAACCUUCCGUCGAUGUUUUGAAGUUAAUCAGAACUCAAGUGUUUGGUGUCUUAUGCAACGAACUAAGUGGCUGGUUUUCUUGUCUUUGGAUAAUGAAACAAUACGCUUGGAUCAAAUUGCGAUGAAAUGAGGAAUACCUGAAAACAUCUUAACAAUUAAGGGAAACUUGCACUACCUCAAGUACACCUUAACGUACCUAAAACACCUUAAAAGUUAAGGUGUAUCAGCCUUGAAAAAUACCCUAAAACUGUUUUUACAGGUAAAUUUACCGUACAAAAGUAGGUAAAAUACCUAUUUUUACCGUAAGUUUA
Molecule: messenger RNA, 2490 nt
Organism: Symsagittifera roscoffensis
Lineage: Eukaryota; Metazoa; Xenacoelomorpha; Acoela; Convolutidae
Exons: 1
Coding region: 150-2063 (637 amino acids)
Cellular component (GO): membrane
Source: RefSeq, a predicted model, not a curated record